GGAGGCAGGGAGGAGUGGGGGGUUGGCACGGCCGAGGCGCGUGCAGAGUAACUCCAGAGCGAGGGUGGUCAGAGUAUUUCCAGAGAGGAAAAGGAUCAUAGUGGUCUAGCAUCUGGAGACAAUUGCUGCGGCAGAGGGUAUUCUAUGCUGCCAGCUCAUCGCUCUCGACUAUACCUACUGGGUGCUGCUGCUACGGCGAGUAAUACUGCCACACCAGCAGCAGCGUCGCAGACUCUCCUCCCCCCCAUCCUGUAGGUGUUGUUCUACGCUACCACGAAUCCCCAUGAAUCAUCAUCUUCGUCUCCGAAGCUGCAAAUCCCUGGCAGCUCUUGUACCCACCACGCCCUGCCUGCUACUCUAAGCGCUCCGUGGUGAUCACUGCCAUCAUUCAGCCCGUCUGGCUUCGUCGUCCCCCACUCCACCCCUCCUCCCUCCAUUCUUUUAGUCAUCUGCUCUCCUUUUCUUCAGUUUUUCUUCCCUUUCUCUCUCCCGGUCGACUCUAAUUUCCUCUCUUUGUAUUUUGUGAUUUUGUAUUUUGUGUAAUUUUUUCGUGGCAUUCAGUCCGAUUGUCUUCCGCUCUGCUCUCCUCUGUGUUCCAAUUCUCCUGCUUCAAAGCUAUAAUGUGACAAGGACACUUUUUAACCUUUUUUUCGAGACCUUCCAACGCUUUCCACACCUUUUGAUUCUCAAGGAUAGACCUGCGGAACCUGACCAAAUUCAAGCCUAGGAUAUAGACCUAACUGCCGAGUUGUUUCACUAGAGACUGUAUAUUUCUCUCCUCGUUCGUGACGCCCUGUAUUCCCAAUCACCUCUACUCGGAUUCAUCUCUUGUCUAGUUCGUAUAUCCUCUGCUUUUCCUCGUGUGUGAGAUCUUGGAGCUAGCUAAUCAGUAACUGGUGGGGAAGUUGUGUGCUGUGUCGACGUUUCACUUGGGGGUUGCUGUGUGUUUGUGUUUGAGACGUGGUGUUGAUGUGCGAUAGUGGUCGGUUAGGUGCGUGUGUUGAUGAGCGUCAGAGUGCACGGUGAUCUGUGUCUACUCUGUGUGUGAACAGGUCCCGCUAGUGAGAGGUAGGUGCGGGAGUUCUUUGAGCAGGUGAUUGCGACGUAGACGUGUGAAAGUCUUCCUAGCUGCGGCAGUGCUUCCAGCUGUUCUGAGAUUGUAGAAUGCGGGGUUAGUUUCAGCGUCGAUCUCUUGUGGUCUUGAGUUUUCACUUCGGCAUGUUUCAUUCGAUUGGUAUCUUUCAAUCGACACUGUCAACAAGCACCACCGCACGUGAAAGUUACAAGUCCGCCUCUGGACUUUGUGAUAUUGUAGCAGUGAAGUACUAGUACCUCCAAUAGUGUGGAUUGGUGUCAGGGAUCGCUGUGCAAGGUUUUGUGCUGGAAUAAUCGUGUAGUUCGUUUUCAUUCACUACCAAUACUGCUACUCCCACAUUGCGACUCCAACGUGCAAUUGUGCCUUGGAUUGAGAUUUUUGAGAUAUGCUUGAGCAAUGCAGCUAGUUCCUAUUGUUCUCAACGUCGUAGCGAUGGCGCAGCUAUCAUGAAGUAAGUUAACAAUCGACAGUCGGAAGUUCGCCGAGAAACUGAAGUGAUAUCAAGGUGCUUGCUGGACUAAGAAAAUCAAGAUGGGGAGAGCAGGGCGCGCAGCCCCUCGCACUUGCUCAACGCUGGAGCUGCGAACUCACGCGUUUCCUCUGACGGUUUCAGUUCCAGCUGCUACCUCCAAACAGGUGCUGUCCAGCCCAGCUUCACCAGGCACCCCGAUUCAGAAUGUGCCAGCUAGCGUGCGAGCUGUUCGUCUGGCAUGGCCGGAGGAUGCUCUUCAGGCAGUGCAGCGACAUGUCGUUGCGAUUCGGUUACAAUCCAUUGAAGUAAGUGAACCUUCGUCCCGGAAACGCAGCUACGAUUGUUCCGAGGUGCAGGAGGCUCCUGAGACGUCACAGAACGAAGAUGCUUGCGGAUUGGAGGUGGCGCUACAAUCGAAGCCAGCUUUACCUGAGGACUGGGAGCAGUUUCUGGAUUUAAAGACGGGGCAAUUCUACUAUUUCAACUGGAGCUCAUGUAAAAAGGCUAGGCGUGAUCCCAGGAAGCUCAUCUGCGAAGCUAACAACACUGUUCGAGAGCACAUGCGGGAAGCGCACAUUCGCGGAGAAUCAUCUCUUGAACAAACUGACACCACUUCAUCGCAGAAUGAGGAGAGUGAUGAAAAUGAGGUGAAUGGCGAUGAACCUGGAAGUUGUCCACCUGAUGUAUGUGAACGAACUAGUGAGGUGUGCUCUGUUGCACCUGCGAGGUGUGCAGUCGAAGAGCUUGGCGAUGGCGACUCACUGUUUGGGAGCAACAGAGAGGAGCAUGCAGCAAAUUCUUACGGGAAAAUGAGCAAAAGUCAGCAAACAGUCAUGGUGGUAUCUGGAUGUCAAAGCUGCUCGAUGUUUGUGAUGCUGUGUUUAUCAUCACCAGCAUGUCCAAGCUGCGGAGUUCUCGUGCCUUCAGAGCAUUGUGAAAUCCGCUAAAGGCGAUGAUCUGUGAAGGUCUGUCGGAAGCUUUGCUUAUAGUCAUUGUCAGGAAAAAGACAAUGACAAUGACUCUAAGCAAUGUAUAUGUAAACAGCAUCGGAAGGAAAUGUUUCAUGAGGCGGUUACUGUCGUGGUCUGACCCGAGUGCUCUUGUUCUACACCUCCAACCACCCGCAGUAUCUUAGACUGUGUUCGAGCGCUUCAAGGUUAAAUCACGUUGCUUACACUCAUUGUCAGGAAAAGCCAAUGACAAUGACUUUAAGCAGUUUGCCACUGCUCGUAGAGCGGUGGAGUUUAAACGUAGCACGCCUCAUAAGCGAAGUCUUUCGAUCAGCAGUUCGGUGCGUCUCUUUGCUAGGCAGAUGGGAUGGGCCGAGGAACCUCUACGAUGGCGAUACCUUGCAACCAGAGGUAUUCAUGUACAUUAGAGAACUCUCAGGUGACUUGGUCAUCUUGAAGUUCAUGGAUUUCUUUUACUGUGCAUAAGGAAAAUGGACCCCUCGUCUAUUUUUUCUCA
This is a messenger RNA of Physcomitrium patens, 3035 nucleotides long. RefSeq lists its product as uncharacterized. The record is from RefSeq and is a predicted model, not a curated record. Gene Ontology annotation, molecular function: protein binding. NCBI's taxonomy places the organism in Eukaryota, Viridiplantae, Streptophyta, Bryopsida, Funariales, Funariaceae.